This is a messenger RNA of Wasmannia auropunctata (little fire ant), 472 nucleotides long. RefSeq lists its product as uncharacterized. Gene Ontology annotation, molecular function: nucleic acid binding. The record is from RefSeq and is a predicted model, not a curated record. Lineage: Eukaryota; Metazoa; Arthropoda; Insecta; Hymenoptera; Formicidae. The annotation marks the transcript as partial. The transcript has a single exon.
AGUAUAUUAGGAAUUAAAAAGACAAGAACGUCCGCUUUACAUCCGCAAUCUGAUGGACAGGUAGAACGCCAACAUCAGACAAUUUUGAAUUAUUUAACGAAAUUUAUUGCGGAGAAUCAGAAGGAUUGGGAUCGCUGGAUUCCUAUGUAUUUAUUAGCAUACAGGUCCUCGAAACAUGAAACCACUGGUUUGACUCCAGCGGAGCUUUAUUUUGCUCGGGAUCUUAGGCUUCCAAUUGACUUGUUGCGAGAAAGUCCUCCUCAUCAGAAUCAAACAGAAGAAGACUAUUUAAGAAAAAUAAGAGGAAAAUUAGAAAAAAUUCAUGAAAACGUUAGAAGACGUGUAGAGAUUAGAUCUUCCCGAACUAAAACCUGGUACGAUCAAAAGGCCAGGCAAAUCCAUUUUGAUGAAGGUCAAAAAGUGUGGUUCUAUAAUCCUCGAAGAACAAAAGGAAAAGCCCCAAAAUUACAGA